Molecule: messenger RNA, 1341 nt
Organism: Plasmodium vivax (malaria parasite P. vivax)
Lineage: Eukaryota; Apicomplexa; Aconoidasida; Haemosporida; Plasmodiidae
Exons: 6
Coding region: 1-1341 (446 amino acids)
Source: RefSeq, a predicted model, not a curated record
AUGAUGCAGCUUAAGUCCAAGCAAACCGGAUUGCGCCGCCUUGCACGGUUAUUCACAAACGGCGCACAGCUUGGCCAAGCAGCAUGGGAGGUCGGCCACCCCCCCCCUGAGGGAGCCGAGCGGAGGAAGCUACCCCUAGGGAUGACCAUAAAAAACAGCAUAGGAAAAAACAAACUGCUGUACCUAAUGAAGAGCAUGCAGCUGGUUAACCUAACGGAGAAGGAGACACUCAACACAGUCUCAACGAUGCUGAGCGAUUAUACCAACGAAAUGACGGCGAGCGAAAUGGGAUUCAUCCUACACACCUUCUGCAAGUUGAAGUUUGUUAAGUAUUCCUUAUGUAGAAAAGUUAUAAAAUCGCUUCUGAGUAGGAAGCCUGUCUUCGGCGAUAUGAGGACGUUGACGCAGCUACUUAUAGACCUACACAAGAUGGGCUCUCUAGACCUUACCGUCUUAACGUUCCUCACGCAGCACUAUUUGAGGGGUUCCCUCCACAGGUUUUCUCUUUUCGACUUGGCCAUGAUUCUGCACGUUUAUAACAAGCAUAGCUACAAUGAUGGGGAGACGGUUCGCGAGAUUUGCGGCGUCAUCGAGGGGGCGUUCCUUCCGAUAGUGGCUCAGGACAAAGGCGUCUUGACCACCAUCCUGCUCAGCCUCUCCAUGCUGCAGCUGAACCGAGACCUCUACGUCCACCUGCUCCGCCAGCACGUCCACAAUAGGUAUGCCCAGUUUGAAGCCAAGUACCUCUGCAAUGUUGUUUACUCCGUGGCUCUGUGGCUGGUUGGAGAUUGCGAACGAGCCGAUUUGAUAAAAGGGGAGUCCACCCACUUGUUAGGCGGCCCCGAGGUUGAUGUGCUACGGGAGGUGCUGCGGGACGUCACGGCGCUGCUGCUGCGAAACGUCAGCGUGUUGAAGAACGAGGAGCUCAAGCAGACCCACAUAGCGCUGUACCUCCUGAGGGAACUCGGGGGGGACUGCGAACAAGCCAUAGACCAAAUCGAACGGAAGAAAAUAAAAAACACAUUAACAGUGUCCAAGAUGCAGAAGCAGCUGGAGAAGCUGCUCAAAGAAAUGGGUCUUAAGGCGGACCGCGAGUUCCCCGUGGGCCCAUACGUCCUGGACUUCGCUUUGCAGAAAAAGCGGACCUGCAUCGAAGUUAAUGGGUUCACGCACUACUACACCUUCGGCGGGGAGCUGAACGCGAAAAGCAGGCUGAAGUACUUCAUCCUCCGCAGGCUCCACUGGAAGGUCCUCACCGUGGAGUACACGAGCUGGAAGAACAAGUCCAAGGAGGAUAAGAUGGAGUACCUGGAGGAGACGGUCCUGAGCAGGAUCGGCUGA